UCGCGACGCGCCCAGCCCGCUCCGCUUUGGGGGAGCGGCCCCGGAGAGAUGGCUCUCCGGGCUUCGACGCGCCCACUGCUGCUGCAGCUCCUGCGGGGGCCCGGUGGGCUCGGCCGGGGCCUGGCCUCGGAAGGGACCCGGGAGCCGCUGCCGGUGAUCCGCGUCCCGCAGCCCCUACAAUUGCGGCGCAGGGCAGGCGCACGGGGUCGGCCGGCCACGCGGGGCACGGGGCCCCAGCCCACGGUGCCCCGGCCCGGUCCGCUGCUGAUCGCGGCGCGGCGGCCGGAGUUCAGCCAGCCGGCGCGCCUCACGCUGGGCCGUUGGGAGUGCGCGCCGCUGGCUUCGCGCGGCUGGAAGCACCGGCGCUCGCGAGGCGACCACUUCUCCAUCGAGCGCACGCACCAAGGGGUGCCCGCGCUGCCACCCGAGGCCGAGGCAGGGGACAGGGCGGAGGAGGCGGCGGAGCCCGAGGCCGGCGCCGGCUUCGCCCCCCUGGGCCUGCAGCCCCGCAUGCUGGAGGCCCUGCGGCAGGCCGCACCCGCUGUCGUGCGGCCCACGUGGGUGCAGCUCCGAGCUGUGCCUCCGCUGCUCCGAGGCCGCCACCUGCUGUGUGCGGCUGAGACGGGCAGCGGCAAGACCCUGAGCUACUUGCUGCCUCUGCUGCAGCGCCUGCUGAGCCGGCCCAGGCUGGCCGCCAACUGCCCAGCGCCCCGAGGCUUGGUUCUGGUGCCCUCCCGAGAGUUGGCAGAGCAGGUGCGUGCCGUGGCCGGGCCCCUGGGCCAGGCCCUGGAGCUGCAGGUGCGGGAGAUCGGCGGGGGCCGGGGCAUGGGCAGCGUCCGGCGGCAGCUGUCCUUCCAGCCCCCUGCCGACGUGCUGGUGGCCACCCCGGGAGCCCUGUGGAAGGCGCUGAAGGGGCGGCUGGUGAGCCUGGAGCAGCUCUGCUUCCUGGUGCUGGACGAAGCGGACACCCUGCUGGACGAGAGCUUCCUGGAGCUGGUGGAGUACAUCCUGGGGAAGAGCCCCAUAGCCGAGCACCUGGACGAGCUGGAAGACCCCUUCAACCCCCAGGCCCAGCUCGUGCUGGUGGGGGCCACUUUUCCUGAGGGGGUGGGAGAGCUGUUGAGCAAAGUUACCGACCUGGGCAACCUCACCACCAUCACCAGCCCCCGGCUGCACUGCGUCAUGCCUCACGUGAGGCAAAAGUUCCUAAGGCUGAAGGGGAGUGAGAAAGUGACAGAACUGAUUCAGGUCCUCAAGCUCCGUGGAGAAGACAACCCAGGGGCCGUCCUGGUGUUCUGUAACAGUUCCAGCACCGUCAACUGGCUGGGCUAUAUCCUGGAUGACCACAAAAUCCAACACUUGAGGCUUCAGGGACAGAUGCCGGCCACCAUGCGAGCAGGCAUCUUCCAGUCUUUUCAGAAUGGCACCAGGGACGUUCUGCUCUGUACGGAUAUAGCUUCUCGGGGCCUAGACAGUACCCGGGUGGAGCUGGUUAUCAAUUACGAUUUUCCACCAACCUUGCAGGACUAUAUUCACCGAGCUGGCCGAGUGGGCCGUGUGGGGAGCGAAGCGCUGGGAUCCGUGAUUAGUUUUGUAACUCAUCGUUGGGAUGUGGAACUGGUCCAGAAGAUCGAGCUGGCCGCAAGAAGGCGGAGAAGCCUCCCAGGGAUAAAGACAUUGGUUAAAGAACCUUUGCCCCCAAUAGAAUUGACUUCUUAGCCAGCCAGUGACACUAAAAAGGUGGCUAUUUAUGACUGUGACCCGAGGAUGGUGCCCUCCACAGAGUGAGAGGAGGAUUGAAUUGCUAUGGGGAAGGCCUUUGGGGUUCUAAAGUACCAGUCUCUGCCUAGAUGAGGGCUGCUAAGUGGCAGUGUUGAAUUUGGUGUAGCUCUACACAAUAGUGUGAGCUUCUGUGUAAUAAACUUGACUGGUUUGCAUUUAGUGUAAACUACCUCAAUAAUAAUAUCACCUGCUCUAGUUGUAUAGGGUGAGGAUGUCCAGAGUUUUAAAACAUGGGAUAUAUGAACAAUAAAUGCAGGCCAUAAGAAUUCUUUAUAUGGUUAAAUAUAGCCUGGUGGUGUGGGUUUUUUUUUUCCGUUUUAGUCUCUUUUUUCACAUCAACAUCAUUUCUUUAUACACUCUUUACUGUCCCUUUGGAACCAAAAAAAAAAGUUUAGCCAGUAGAGCAACUGUAUCAAUCCCGGUCUUCCACAUUCAGCCCUGUAGUCAUGAACAUUGUUCUGGUUCUGCUUACUUUGCUCUAUAUUUUUUCAUAUGUGUUUUUUUCCUCAGACUUCCUCAUAUUCCUCAAGCUUUUUUUUUUUUUUUUUUUUUGGUGAGGCAAUUGGGGUUAAGUGACUUG
Molecule: messenger RNA, 2362 nt
Organism: Dromiciops gliroides (monito del monte)
Lineage: Eukaryota; Metazoa; Chordata; Mammalia; Microbiotheria; Microbiotheriidae
Gene: DDX28
Product: DEAD-box helicase 28
Exons: 1
Coding region: 49-1719 (556 amino acids)
Biological process (GO): mitochondrial large ribosomal subunit assembly
Cellular component (GO): mitochondrion
Molecular function (GO): ATP binding; nucleic acid binding
Source: RefSeq, a predicted model, not a curated record